This is a messenger RNA of Paramecium tetraurelia, 894 nucleotides long. RefSeq lists its product as uncharacterized. The record is from RefSeq and is a predicted model, not a curated record. The transcript has 3 exons. Lineage: Eukaryota; Ciliophora; Oligohymenophorea; Peniculida; Parameciidae.
AUGGAUUACAAUGAUUAAAGCGUUGGGCUAUGCUAUUUUUGCGUGUUCUUUCGUUAUAAAUAGUAUACUUAUUUGAUGAUGAUAACAAAUGCCAUUUAAGGGAUAGUUUUAAUGGGAAUAGGAAUUUUAGGUCUAUUAGAAGAAGUGUAGUUGCUUGUAUUUUCAACACCAAUAACAUUGAGUUUUAUAUGUUUAGGUAGUUUGGUAGUGUUUGGACUCAUAUUAUAAUUGAUAUUCUUGAUGAGAAAUUCAGUCUUAUAUAUAGGGAGAAUGAUGGUAGUGGUAAAUAUUUUAACUUCUCUCUUUGAUUUAAGUUCAGGAAUAAUAUUAAUUUUAUCUUGUUUCAUGAAAUUAACUUUCAUAGAAUUCAAUGAUACACAGUAAUCUUUCAGCGAGACCUAAAGAACAAUUUUGUUAAUAAUUUCAAUACUAAUAAUUAUUGUAUCUUUAUAUGGAUUUUGGAUGACUUUUCUUCAAUACCAGACUAUUAUACCAUUAUAAGAGUAAUUGUAGUAAGAGUUCUAAGUUGUACCAGUAAUUUCAUUAAGACAAGCAGUUGCUAGAAAGUUAUCAAAGAAUUUCAUUGGAGAACUCACUCCUAAUGGGAAUGGGAGGAUGAAUAGACUAGCGAGAGGAGAUUCAACUUUAGAGCAGUCUCAACCUUUAUAAAGGAUGCAAUCAAAGCAAUUUAUGUAAAUUGAAUAAAAUGAGCCGUAUGCAAAUCAAAGAAGUGAAAAACUAAUAAAAGUUAAUGACAAUUUAGCUCCAUACAAUGAAUUUUAUACUAUUUCCAGCAAUACUAUGAGACAUCCUCAAUAAACAGAUGAAUUGCAAACUUUAAGAAAAUAAAAGACUCCAAGAGCUACUUAGAUUAAAUAAUAAUAAGAAAGUUGA